AUGGAUUCAGAUAGUACUGUAUCUUCUUUGAUCAUGAUGGAUGAAGAUUUGCAUCCACAUCAAUUCUCUUCUUCAACUUCUAAGCUACAUACCAAUGGUACUCCUACUUCUACUAGUGUUCAUGAGCUUCUUGAAUGCCCUGUUUGUACCAAUUCAAUGUACCCUCCAAUUCAUCAGUGUCACAAUGGGCAUACCCUAUGUUCAACUUGUAAGACGAGGGUACACAACAGGUGCCCGACUUGCAGACAGGAGCUCGGGGAUAUUCGGUGUUUAGCGUUGGAGAAGAUCGCGGAAUCACUUGAACUUCCUUGUAGAUACACCUCUGUUGGGUGUCCGGAGAUAUUUCCGUAUUACAGCAAACUCAAACAUGAGUCUGUUUGUAACUUUAGACCUUAUAACUGUCCUUAUGCUGGAUCUGACUGUUCUACUGUCGGGGAUAUUUCACAACUUGUUGCUCAUUUGAGGGAUGAUCAUCGAGUUGAUAUGCAUUCUGGAUGCACUUUUAAUCAUCGUUAUGUCAAGUCGAAUCCCAUGGAAGUUGAAAAUGCUACAUGGAUGUUAACAGUCUUCCACUGUUUUGGACAAUAUUUCUGUCUCCAUUUCGAAGCCUUUCAGCUAGGAAUGGCUCCAGUUUACAUGGCAUUCCUCCGUUUCAUGGGCGACGAAAGAGAUGCCAGAAGCUACAGCUACAGUCUCGAGGUAGGCGGAAGCGGCCGCAAACUAAUCUACGAGGGCAGUCCAAGGAGCAUUAGAGACAGCCACAAGAAAGUUAGAGACAGCCACGACGGCCUCAUUGUAUACCGAAACAUGGCACUUUUCUUCUCUGGUGGCGAUAGGAAAGAGUUGAAGUUACGAGUAACCGGACGGAUUUGGAAAGAACAGCAAAACCCUGAAGGUGGAGUUUGCAUACCAAACUUGUGUAACUAG
Messenger RNA from Vicia faba (fava bean), 927 nucleotides. NCBI's taxonomy places the organism in Eukaryota, Viridiplantae, Streptophyta, Magnoliopsida, Fabales, Fabaceae. The record is from the annotation of a GenBank genome assembly.